UUACUUUCAGUUAGAUGGACAAUAACAUCAUACAACUCCUAAUUAUCCUCGGAAAAUUUUCAUAUAUACAAGUCAACAGCGCUACAAAAACUCUCAAGCUGUUAAUUUUAUUUGAUUAUUAAAAGGACUGGCAAUGAUCCUUACCACCCCCUGGUCUGUUCAGUAUUCAAUGAUAUUAUGCUGUUUGUUAAACCUCAUGUUUCAGUAAUCAUUGGGGGGGAGUUAGGGUUAAUUACUGCUGUACUUCCUGGUGUCUCGUGGCCAUUGAAAGUUUUGAGCUUUGCGUCGUGAGCGCAGCUGGACGUGCGCAGCUCCGACCAGGCGGUGGCGCUAGCGAGCAGGUCCUGACUGACUUGAGUCAGGCUCACAUGACAUGACAGGCUCGGGUGUCGCUUCCUGAUGUUUGUCUUUGUCUUGUGAUACCACACAUUCGGACGCAGCUGUUGUUGUGGUCCAGACGGACAUGGCUGACGCGGAGAAAGCCCCCCUUCUGUCCGGUGGCGGGGCUGUCGAUGGAGUCGCCUCGGAGGCGGACGGGAGUCCAGAAGCUGCCUCAGCUCCUCCAUUUCAGGACCUGCCUCCCCCUUACUCCCCGGUGGCAGCAGAUGCUUCAUCAUGGGUGAAGUGUGGCGUGUGCCAUUCCCACAUCAAUGUGAACCCUCAGAGCUACCAGCACCUUGUGAAGUGUCCAGCAUGCAACGAGGCAACGCCUCUCAAGAACCCUCCGGCAGGGAAGAAGUACGUACGCUGUCCCUGCAACUGUCUCCUGAUCUGCAAGGCGACAUCCCAGAGAGUAGCCUGCCCCCGUCCCAACUGUAAGCGAAUUAUUGAGCUUGGCGUAAUUGGCUUUGGAAGUGUUGCCAAUGCUCCACUGCAACCCACUGGGUUCAGAGUGAACUGUGGACACUGCUCUCAAGUAUUUGUGUGGACUAACGUGGCAAAUAGGUUCAGAGUGAGGUGUCCACACUGCCGAAAAGUCUCCUGUGUUGGACGCAGGUAUCCAUGGAGACGCUUUCUUUACUUUUUCAUGCUCGGCUUGUUCUUUGCCGGCAUCGUUGGAACGCUAGCGGGUUGCACCUGGCAGGAUGCAAGAGAGAAUGGGGCUAUCUACAUCACCUGGGUGGUGCUCAUUGUCAUGUGCAUAGUUAGUCUUGGCUGGUCUGUUUACUGGGUCCGCAUUAAAAUUAGUGAGCCCAUACAAAAUUACACUUAGCGCUACAGAGAAGUCUGGUAUAGACCAUAUGAGAGACAAACAAUGCCCAUGGUAAAAAGAAGUGUCUUGGUGUCAUCCCUGUGAAAAUGCGCCAGCAGAUCUUUUAAAUUCAGUGUGAUGAUCAUUUGAUUAGAUUGGAAUGAAAAAAUAAAUGCCUUUAAAGCUCAAAGCAGGGCAGAAAACACUUUUCCUGGCUGGUUUUAGCUUCAACUUUAACCUUUAUGGACAUGUAGUAGUUUAUUAGUAUGGUGGAUUAGGGAUUAUGUAAGAUGUGCACUUAAACCCCUUUUUCAAUAAAUGGCUAUUAAGGGAAUCAUUUUAAGGGGGAUUUUUAAUAUUAAUGAAGUGUAGAUAUAACAUUAAAGAAUCCAUGAUUCUGCUACUCCUAAUUUUGCACAUGUCGUUUUUUUUUUUUUUUUUUUUACUAUAAUACUGUACAUUUGAUUUAAUUUGGGGUUUGGUUCUUGAACAUGCAAUUUUCUAAACUAUCUAAAAGAUCCUAGUUUUUAUUUUUAAUAUGUUUCAUUCUUAUGUCUUAACAAUAGUAUGUAAAUUUCUUUAUUUGCUACAUUGUGUUUUUGUCAAUUACAUACAUGAUCUUGUUUUGUAUAAUGAAUAAUUGAACCUUGUAUUGAACACAAAUGAAUAAAAACUACUUUAAGAGUA
Messenger RNA from Mugil cephalus (flathead mullet), 1879 nucleotides. RefSeq names its product type 1 phosphatidylinositol 4,5-bisphosphate 4-phosphatase-like. Gene Ontology annotation, biological process: phosphatidylinositol dephosphorylation. Gene Ontology annotation, cellular component: late endosome membrane; phagocytic vesicle membrane; lysosomal membrane. Lineage: Eukaryota; Metazoa; Chordata; Actinopteri; Mugiliformes; Mugilidae. The record is from RefSeq and is a predicted model, not a curated record. Gene Ontology annotation, molecular function: phosphatidylinositol-4,5-bisphosphate 4-phosphatase activity. Bases 464 to 1213 code for a protein of 249 amino acids. The transcript has 7 exons.